AUGCUGUUGACAUUUUAGCUAAAUUUGGUGACACAUAAUUAACCACAAUCUGAUUCUAUUUUCUUCAACAGUUAACAAUCAGCCGCCGGAAACUAUUAGAAAAUCAAGUUUGACUGGGUAUCCUAUCAUCUCGAGCUAUCCACACUACUCUCAACACAGACCAGACAGAAUAACCAACCGAGAACCUUCUCCCUCUUUCUCUCUCCUCCUCCUUUCUCUCUCUAACCCGAUCCCUCCGCCCUUAGAUACUUGUAAUAGAUCCCCUUUUUCUCUAAAUCCAUAAGAACCAAAAAAGAAUCACAGAAUUUACAUAGAGGGAGAGAGACAUGAAGCUUGAUUUGGUGUUUCUCUCUCUACUUUCUCUCUCUAUAUUAGUCACCCCAGCAGCCGUCGCCUCAGCUCCUCCUCCGACCUCCACCAACUUAUCCACCACAUGUCCGAUGGACUUUGGACAUGUCCUUAGAAUUCCAUGGUCCUCUUCUCCGUGCCAAAAUUAUGAUUCCAACAAAACUGAGUGUUGCCAAACCCUACUCAGCCUCUUCGGAAUAGCCCUUUCUCAACACCUCAAAGAGACCUCUCUCUUCCAGCUCCCAAACCUACCCACUUCCAUUUCUUGCCUCUCUGACUUCCAAUCCAAGCUCGACUCUCUCUCUCUUCCCUCCAAUCUCACCUACCUCUGCUUUGACCCUCUUCAGUUCGUCAUUACACCGAACAUCUGUGCUGCAAUCGAGUCAACCCAGGAUUGGGUCGCCAAGCUCGGACCCUCCACGCCGAUCGACACCGCCUGCCGGCCGGACCUCACCCUUCUCACCUCCUGUGACGCCUGCGUGGCUGCUGGAUUCCAGGUUCAGUCCAAAUUGAUCGAAAUUGAUGGUAACAAAUCUCAUUCCACUGAUUGCUUUUACUUCUCAAUUCUAUAUGCUGCUGGUAUUGUGAAUGAAUUUGGGCCUGAGAGUAAUGGUGCAAUGACUUGUAUUUUGGGUCUUUCGCUCACUACGCCUAAAGGGUCAGAUAAGAACCACUCGGCUCUCGUGUUCGGCCUCACCGGGGCCAGUGUGGCCGUGUUGGUCAUGUCUUGUUUGUUGGGUCUGUAUUUUUGGUGGGACAGGAAAUGGAGAAAGAAGGAUUCAUGGUUUGAUUCGGGUUCUGGGUUUGAUUUGGAAGAGUUAGGAGGGUCAAGGCCACAAAGGCGGCCUACUUCAGUGUCAAUAUGGUUCAAGAUUGAUGAACUUGAGAAGGCAACUGACAACUUUUCACAGAAGAAUUUUAUUGGGAGAGGUGGGUUUGGGAUUGUUUAUAAGGGGACUCUUUCGGAUGGAACUACGGUUGCAGUUAAAAAGAUCAUUGAAUCGGAUUUUCAGGGCAAUGCAGAGUUUUGCAAUGAAGUUGAGAUCAUUAGCAAUUUAAAGCAUCGAAAUCUUGUUCCGCUUAGAGGGUGUUGUGUGACAGGUGAAUAUGCUGAUGGUGAAGAGAGUGGAGGUGAAAGGUACCUUGUUUAUGAUUACAUGCCGAAUGGGAAUCUGGAUGACCAUUUGUUUUUGUCCUCUGCAAAUCCGAGUGGAAUUGGUAAGCUACCAUUGACAUGGCCUCAAAGGAAGAGCAUAAUCUUGGAUGUGGCAAAGGGGCUAGCUUAUCUUCACUAUGGAGUGAAGCCAGCUAUAUAUCAUAGAGAUAUUAAGGCCACAAACAUACUUUUGGAUGCAGACAUGAAAGCAAGAGUGGCAGAUUUUGGGUUAGCAAAACAAAUCAGAGAAGGGCAGUCUCAUCUCACUACUAGAGUAGCUGGUACUCAUGGUUAUUUAGCCCCGGAAUAUGCUCUAUAUGGUCAGCUGACAGAAAAGAGUGAUGUUUACAGCUUUGGGGUGGUUGUGUUGGAGAUAAUGUGUGGGAGAAAAGCACUUGACUUGUCUUCCUCGGGAUCACCACGAGCAUUUUUAAUCACGGAUUGGGCUUGGUCACUUGUGAAAGCGGGAAAGAUAGAACAGGCUUUGGACCCUUCUUUGUUGACAGAAGGGGAUUUGGCAAAUCCGAGGGGGAUCAUGGAUAGAUUUGUACUAGUUGGAAUAUUGUGUGCUCAUGUAAUGGUGGCUUUAAGGCCUACCAUUUUGGACGCGCUGAAAAUGUUGGAAGGAGAUAUUGAGGUCCCUGCUAUUCGAGAUAGACCAACACCUCUUGGGCAUCCUUCAUUUUCUGCCGAUGGCAAUACUUUUAGCAUAUCCCCGGCAUUGAGUGGACCUCGGUUGCAUACUGGAGACAUGCUUAGAGAAGAGUAAGAAGAUGGUGGCUUCACAUUAGAAAGUCUUGGAUAUUUAUCAAUCCAAUUGAAGGAACCAAACUUGGGUAUGAACAAAUAGCAUUUCUUCCCACAUUAGACACUCCAAAAUGUGAGCAUCAAACUCCAUGUUAUCGUCCAAGAAAAUGGAGGGCGAAGAGUAGAUAUUUGGACUUUUUACAACUGCUCAAUCAUUUCGAAGAUUCCAAACUUUCUAACCUAUUGUUGAAUUUUUGUAGGCAAUCAAUGACACAGCAUAUGAUUUACUCUGUGGAGAGAGUAUUCAUGAGAUAUUCAAUUGUAAAUAUAUAUAUACACGUUUGCAAGCUUUUCUUUUUCCUCAAUAGAUAUGUAAACUUGUCUUCUUGGUACUUCACUCUCCAUACAAUUGAAGGUUCAGUUAUCUUA
Messenger RNA from Cornus florida, 2680 nucleotides. RefSeq names its product probable receptor-like protein kinase At1g11050. The transcript has 2 exons. Gene Ontology annotation, molecular function: ATP binding; protein kinase activity. Bases 327 to 2273 code for a protein of 648 amino acids. The record is from RefSeq and is a predicted model, not a curated record. NCBI's taxonomy places the organism in Eukaryota, Viridiplantae, Streptophyta, Magnoliopsida, Cornales, Cornaceae. Gene Ontology annotation, biological process: protein phosphorylation.